Molecule: messenger RNA, 2889 nt
Organism: Hyaloscypha bicolor E
Lineage: Eukaryota; Fungi; Ascomycota; Leotiomycetes; Helotiales; Hyaloscyphaceae
Exons: 3
Coding region: 1-2889 (962 amino acids)
Source: RefSeq, a predicted model, not a curated record
AUGGCCGAGAUCGUGGCAGCACUGAGUCUCGCUUCCAAUAUCGUCCAGUUCAUUGAUUUCGGCAGCAACGUUCUUGCGACUGGAUACAGGCUGCACAAAAAUAGGUCUGGCGGCUCCGAUAACGUUCAAGAGAUUAAAUACGUCACAUCAGCUAUCCAGAGACUCGCCAAAAGCUUCACAGAAUGUCUUCCCGAUGACAGCGCAAUAGGAGAGCUGUCACGUACAGAGGUUGAACUGCGAAAACUCGCAAACCAGUGUAGCGUUCUUGCGGAAGAGCUUCUAUCUACGGUCAGCAAGAUUGAAGUCCAAGGUCGAUUAAAAAAAUGGAAUUCCUUUCGCGCUGCUCUGAAAAGUGUUCUCGCCGAGGAGAAAAUCGCGAAGAUACAGGGUCGUCUAGAUAAGUUCAGGCAAGGGUUAAUUCUUCAUAUUAUCGCCUGUUUCCGUGAUGACCUCAAUGGAUCUAUAGCCAUGCAAACUUCGUUGGCUUCAUCGAUGAAGAAAUUCAAUGCGAGUACUGAGUCAAUCGGUGAACGCUUCUUGGAAUUCAUUAAAGAGAGCAAAAUCUGGCAAGAAGGCUAUGUCACAGAUUGCGAUAGAUGGAGAACUGAAAUUAUGGAGGCUAUUCAUCGAGACAAUAACGAUUUUGCUGGACAAGUUUCGCUGAGCCAUGGCAAGCAGGAGAAGCUGCUUUUAGGGAAGCUAAUUAGACUUCUACAAUUUGAAGAGAUGACAGACCGUCAUGAAAGAAUUGCCGAAGCCUACGAAGAGACAUUCCAAUGGAUAUUCAACGGUGAAGACAUGGAUUCCGUAGAGGAAUCAACUUGGAGCAACUUCCCAAAAUGGUUGCAAGCAGAGUCGACUCUAUACUGGAUUACGGGAAAGGCUGGCUCCGGAAAAUCAACUCUCAUGAAGUAUAUCUAUCAAGAGCCCCGCACAUUCAGACAUCUGGAAACUUGGUCUGCCGAAAGUCCCCUCGUGACGGCAGCGUUUUUCUUUUGGAACUCGGGCACACAUAUGCAAAUGUCCUACAAAGGGUUGAUGCAAACCCUGCUGCAUCAAAUACUGUGCAAGAAACCUGAACUGACUCCACAACUUCUACCUGAGCGUUGGGAAACUUACUGCUUUUUCGGCAACGAUCUAUAUCACUUGACGGAAAAAGAAUUACGGCGGGCGUUCGAUAGACUGAAGAUAGUUGAGGUAUCCACAGCGAGGUUCUGCCUCUUCAUCGAUGGCCUGGACGAAUUCGACGGAGAUCACACAAAGCUAAUCUCUUUCAUAAAAGAUCUAACGGGAUCGCCAAACAUCAAGGUUUGCGUCUCGAGCCGUCCAUGGGUGGUCUUUCAGGAUGCUUUUGAGUUGGAGCCAAGUCUAAGGCUCGAGGAACUCACCUACCCGGAUAUCAUUCAUUUUAUCAAAUCAACGUUCUCUAAGGAUGAUGGUUUCAGCGAACUCCAAAAACGUGAGCCAGUAUAUGCCAGUCAGCUUCUUGAAGAUAUUGCACAUAAAGCCUCUGGGGUUUUUCUGUGGGUUCAUGUCGUUGUGCAGUCACUUCUCGCUGGAUUAUCCAACGGCGACAGAGUAUCUGACCUUCAACGCCGACUUCAUUUUCUUCCACCGGACUUGAAGAAUUUGUAUCAAAAGAUCCUAGACAGCCUCGACCCUUUUUAUCUUGAGCAUGCUUCUCAAAUAUUUCACAUCAUUCGAGUGGCAGAGAAGCCACCAUCAAUUCUUCUCCUGUCAUUUGCAGACGAAGAACUGAAUACGAUUCUUGAUUUGAAGUCUGCACCUUUGACGAGUGAAGAGAAAACGAUAAGGGUUAAUGUGAUGGAGAGGCGGUUGAAUAGCCGGUGUAAGGGGUUACUCGAAGUUGCCGGAAUUAUGGACGAGGACCCUUUCACUCGAACCCGCAGGGGAUGUAGCCGGCGAUUUGUCACAACUUCCACUGUACAAUAUCUGCAUAGAACAGUGAAGGAUUUUAUUGAGGAUCCUAAGAUCUGGAAUUGGCUCUUGGCAUCAAGAAAAACAUCGUACGACCCAAAUUUUGCACUUUCGACUGCCUGGCUGGGAUUCCUCAAAACUUGUGAUCUCAAUCCUUGUUUUCCUGACUUUGAUCUUGAUAAGAAGUUUUUUGACUUCGCAAUGAGCAAGAUUUGGGACAAGGUCGAGGAUUGCUUGGGCUUCGCUAUGCUCGUGGGGACCGAACAACAGCCAGUUCUAGUUCAACUGCUUGAUGAGCUCGACUCUACUGCGUCACAGAUCUCUGCGCAUCUGCUGAACCUUAGUCAAGGUGAUUCGUGGCGCAUUCCUCAGAAGUUCUCGUGUACAGAUCCACCAGGGCGUCCUCAAGUCUCCGUACACGCCACGGCACAAGGUGUCCUGCAGCCGCACUGGGCCUGUUCCUUGUACGACUCUCCAAACGACUUUGCUGGUCUUAGUUUCUUGUCAAUUGCAGUUAGACUUGACCUCUUCGAGUACGUUAGAGCAAAAGUGCAUCACGGAUGCCUUGUGAAGCAGGAUACAGGUGUCUGGCCUUUGUUACAUGAUUGUAUUAUACCGACCCAAACUAAAUGCUUAAAACGGCUGCUGCCAGAUAAGUAUGCGCCGAAUGGAUUCCCUAACAGAAAGAUGAUCGAACUGCUCCUUGAUAAUGGAGCAGACCCAAACAAGGAGAUUCCUGGCAAGCAGAUCACGGUCUGGGAGCAAUUUCUUUGGCAGGAGCAACGCAAUAGCUUCACAAGAUCACUAGGAAAUUAUCAUAAGGAAAGCGUGUGGAGGCACCUCCUUGAGAUUGUUCCGCUUUUGCUGCACGCUGGAGCAGAUCAACGAGCAUUAUGGGAUCAUUCUCUCGAACACGCAGUCUUGGUUCAGUUGGCCUUGGAAAUCCACUGA